AUGGCCGGUGGAGCCCUAAAGAGAGCUCAUCUCUAUGAGCAUCGAAUCACUGGUUACUUCAUAUUCGCUUGCGUCGUUGGAUCCAUGGGAGGCUCUCUCUUCGGCUAUGAUCUCGGAGUUUCUGGUGGUGUUACAUCAAUGGACGAUUUCUUGAUAGAGUUCUUCCCAGGAAUCUACAAAAGAAAACAGAUGCAUUUGAACGAAACAGAUUACUGCAAAUACGACAAUCAAAUCCUCACACUCUUCACCUCCUCUCUCUACUUCUCCGGUUUAAUCUCAACUUUCGGAGCCUCUUAUGUCACCAGAAUCCACGGUCGAAGAGGAAGCAUCCUCGUCGGAUCCAUAAGCUUCUUCCUCGGCGGAGUCGUCAACGCCGCCGCCAAAAACAUCAUCAUGUUAAUCCUCGGUCGAAUCUUCCUCGGCAUAGGCAUUGGAUUCGGAAACCAGCCGGUUCCGUUAUACCUCUCGGAGAUGGCUCCAGCAAAGAUUCGAGGAACCGUGAAUCAGCUUUUCCAGCUAACAACUUGCAUCGGCAUUUUAGUAGCUAAUUUGAUAAACUACAAAACAGAGCAAAUCCAUCCAUGGGGAUGGAGACUCUCUCUUGGCCUAGCCGUGGUACCAGCUACACUCAUGUUCCUCGGUGGGCUCGUCUUACCGGAGACACCCAACAGUCUCGUCGAACAAGGGAAGCUCGAGGAAGCUAAAUCCGUACUGAUCAAAGUUCGUGGCACAAACAAUAUCGAAGCUGAGUUUCAAGAUCUUCUUGAAGCUAGUGAAGCUGCAAGAGCCGUGAAGCAUCCGUUUAGGAAUCUUCUUGCUCGGAGGAAUAGACCACAGCUAGUGAUUGGAGCGGUUGGGCUCCCUGCGUUUCAGCAGCUAACCGGGAUGAAUUCGAUUUUGUUUUAUGCUCCGGUUAUGUUUCAGAGCUUAGGGUUUGGUGGUUCAGCCUCGCUUAUCUCGUCCACGAUCACAAACGCUGCGCUUGUUGUCGCGGCAAUCAUGUCUAUGUAUUCGGCUGAUAAAUUCGGAAGAAGGUUUCUUCUUCUUGAAGCUAGCGUCGAGAUGUUCUGUUACAUGGUUGUAGUAGGAGUAACACUAGCCUUGAAUCUUGGGGAAGGCAAAGAGCUACCACAAUCGCUCGGUUUGAUUCUUGUGGUGCUUAUAUGUUUGUUUGUAUUGGCGUACGGUCGGUCAUGGGGGCCAAUGGGAUGGUUAGUUCCAAGCGAGCUUUUCCCUUUAGAGACUCGAUCGUCAGGUCAGAGCGUUGUGGUGUGCGUUAACCUUUUCUUCACGGCGCUUAUCGCUCAGUGUUUCCUCGUUUCGCUGUGUCAUCUCAAGUACGGAAUAUUCCUUUUAUUCGCCGGACUUAUCUUCGGGAUGGGAAGCUUCGUUUACAUUUUGUUGCCGGAGACGAAGCAGGUUCCGAUUGAAGAGGUUUAUCUUCUGUGGAGACAGCAUUGGCUUUGGAAGAAAUAUGUCGAUGAUUAUGAUGAAAGAUGA
Messenger RNA from Eutrema salsugineum, 1500 nucleotides. Its product is annotated as sugar transport protein 14. The transcript is spliced from 4 exons. Lineage: Eukaryota; Viridiplantae; Streptophyta; Magnoliopsida; Brassicales; Brassicaceae. Gene Ontology annotation, biological process: monosaccharide transmembrane transport. Gene Ontology annotation, cellular component: membrane. Gene Ontology annotation, molecular function: monosaccharide transmembrane transporter activity. Bases 1 to 1500 code for a protein of 499 amino acids. The record is from RefSeq and is a predicted model, not a curated record.